CUAAAUUUACCGUCUGCGAUAUGGUGCCACUGCUGUGAGUCGCAACUUCUCUCAGUGUACAGUUGCACGCUCGGUGGCGUGUCGAGAGGCUGCGUACGGAGCGUUCCCCGGUUGGUUGAAACACCAUGUUUACUACACUGCUACUGGCCGGUCUAGAAGCGCACCGGGAACGGAUCGGUCAAGCAGCGGGGCUACUGACGGUCGCCCAGUACUUGGCGGGAUGGUUUAUUUGUAGCGACAUUAGGCGCCGCGGCACAUCGGCCGGCGUUUCACCGCUUCGCUUCAUCGGUGGCUGUGGACUCUCCAUCCUUCAGCUGCAGUACUCCGAGAAGCUUCACGCACCGGCACUCAUCUGGACCAGCAUUUUCACGCUGGCCUUUUCGCUGCUUUACUCACUGUGGUUCUGGUGGUACACGCCACCGAGCGGGCGAGGUGCACUCUACCGGCUCACGGCGGCUGUGGCGUCUGUUACAGCUGGUCUGUACGCAUAUGGCGCCCAGGGCGAUGGUCCCGACGUGAUGUACCGGCUGGGCAUGGUACUGACCGUGCUCGCACUCGCUUUCAUAGCCCUACCGCUGGCUCAGUUGCGUUCGAUUAUUCGCGCCAAAAGCAGCGCCGGCCUGCCCCUGCCUGCGAUACUCGCUUCCACCGGUGCAACCGUGCUGUGGCUUUUGUACGGACUGCUCAUCAACAACACGUUCAUAGUGGUCCAGAAAAUCAUAGCCAUGGGUCUGUGCACGGUUCAGCUAUCGUUGUUUAUCAUUUAUCCAGCAUCCACCAGCAGUGGUGGUGAGAAGAAAAAGCAAAGAUAAUCCCCUGGCGGGCCGAGUGGGUUUGGUAGAAAAAUCCCUUUUCGAAGGAGGGAUCUUGCUGAGGGUUGCGAGGAAGCGGAAAAGCUGUCCAACUGGCUGGACUACGGCUGAUAAGGCGCAUCAUGUACGCGAAACGAAAUCAGCGUUUGCUACAGAUGGUUGUGCUACAGAUGAUGUGUUUGUGAAAGGGUGGUUGUUUAUAGACAACUAUUGUAUCUGGCAGCUAACAAAAUUUUGGUUUUUGGUUUUAGGUUGAAUUUUAUAAAGCGUGAGGUUCUAAUGGCAGUAAACACACAAAAACGUUUAAAGAAAGGAUAAAUUGAAAAUAAAUACAAACAAAACAUUCAACAGCAUUAACAAAAUUA
Molecule: messenger RNA, 1177 nt
Organism: Anopheles arabiensis
Lineage: Eukaryota; Metazoa; Arthropoda; Insecta; Diptera; Culicidae
Product: sugar transporter SWEET1-like
Exons: 4
Coding region: 126-812 (228 amino acids)
Biological process (GO): carbohydrate transport
Cellular component (GO): membrane
Molecular function (GO): sugar transmembrane transporter activity
Source: RefSeq, a predicted model, not a curated record